AUGGGUAUUUUAGGGUUGGCAAAACUAGUAGCUGAUGUAACGCCAGGUGCAAUUAAGGAACGUGAACUAAAACAUUAUUUUGGUCGUAAAGUUGCUGUAGAUGCAUCUAUGUGUUUGUAUCAGUUUCUCAUCGCAGUUCGGAGUGAAGGUGCACAGCUUACUACAGUGGAUGGUGAAACAACAAGUCACUUAAUGGGCACAUUUUAUCGAACAAUACGCUUAGUAGAACAGGGAGUAAAACCUGUAUAUGUAUUUGAUGGAAAGCCUCCAAACUUAAAGGGUGGUGAAUUAGCAAAACGUGCAGAAAGGCGAGAUGAAGCACAGAAACUUCUGCAAGCUGCAGAAGAAGCUGGAAAUGUGGAAGAUGUAGAGAAGUUUAACAGGAGAUUAGUAAAAGUUACGCAAGAACAUGCAGAAGAGGCUAAGCAGUUGUUGAAGUUAAUGGGUAUUCCUUACAUUGAUGCUCCUUGUGAAGCAGAAGCACAGUGUGCCGCUUUAGUCAAGGCUGGUAAAGUUUUUGCAACAGCAACAGAAGAUAUGGAUGCUCUUACUUUUGGAUGCAAUAUUUUACUUCGACGAUUAACAUUUAGUGAAGCCAGAAAAAUGCCUGUACAAGAGUUUCACUUUGAUAAAGUACUAGAGGGUCUCGAGUUAAAUCACAAUGAAUUCAUUGAUCUGUGCAUAAUGUUAGGCUGUGAUUAUACAAACAGCAUUAAAGGAAUUGGACCUAAAAGGGCCAUAGAACUGAUCAAGACGCAUAGGUCUCUUGAAAAUAUUGUCGAAAAUUUAGAUACCAAAAAGUACUCAAUUCCAGAAGAUUGGAACUAUAAACAAGCCAGAAUACUAUUCCAAGAGCCUGAAGUGACUAAUCCUGAAAAAAUUGAUUUAAAAUGGUCAGAUCCAGAUGAAGAAGGAUUAGUCGAAUUUUUGUGCGGUAAUAAACAAUUCAACGAGGAACGGGUACGAAAUGGAGCAAAAAAACUGUACAAAGCAAGAAAUACUUCGACUCAAGGUAGAUUGGAUACAUUCUUUAAGGUUCUGCCAAAUCCAAAUCCUCCAAAACGCAAAGUGGAAGAAACAAAAGGAGCAACAAAGAAAGCUAAGAAAGGUGCGGCUGGAAGACCACGUGGACGGCCAAAGUAAUUGUUUGUAAUUGGUGAUAUUGCUUCAAGCAUAAGUCUGGAAUUGUGUAUA
This is a messenger RNA of Dufourea novaeangliae, 1194 nucleotides long. RefSeq names its product flap endonuclease 1 (gene Fen1). Lineage: Eukaryota; Metazoa; Arthropoda; Insecta; Hymenoptera; Halictidae. Gene Ontology annotation, cellular component: nucleus. The coding region runs from base 1 to 1143 and encodes 380 amino acids. Gene Ontology annotation, molecular function: 5'-3' exonuclease activity; magnesium ion binding; manganese ion binding. The record is from RefSeq and is a predicted model, not a curated record. The transcript has 8 exons.